AUGGUGACGACCGUAACGCUCCAGCACAACUUGGCAGCGCUUCAGACCCAAGUCGAAGCGCUGCAGGUCACAAACAGUGCAUUGACUCGUGAUCUAUGUCUAAAAGAGAACUAUAUUCAGUUAAAAGAUCAACAAUUUCGUGUCAUGCAGCGACGACUCGAAGAGUUAGAAGGAUCAGUAGCUCAAUGGAAAGACCGCUGGCUUCAGAUUGUAAAUGCACAGCCACAAAUGAUACCUCAUACCAGAAAAUUGGAAAAUGAUGAAAUGAUGGAUGUUGGCACAGUAAAUCGAGCAGAAGAUGUCAAGUGGACACCGUGGAAGUGUAAAGUAGGCAUGAGUAACCGCACGAAAGCAGUAGGUACAGCUCUCGCAAAAUUGGAGAAAUUCUCCCAGCUCGACAAAAAAAAUUUACAACCAUUACUCAAAGCAAUUGAAGAGCAAAAGAUUCCUGCAAUGAGUGAUCUCAUUUUUUCUGAUGUAUCUGAAGAAUUGAGUCGUAUUCUCUUACUCUACUUAUUACCAGCUCUACACGACACAAUGGAUGGUCAUUUGGAGUGUUUUAGUCGAACGUAUUAUAAGCAAACAAUGGAUUUUCGAAUCACAACACUACAAAAUACAGAAACAACGUGUGAUGAACGUUCUACUUCUUUCAACUCAAGUGACAAGUCACCAUCCACUUCAUUAUCGAUACGUAGAACGACUUCAUUUCCCGAAAGCAGCGAAGAAACAUUGGUCUUGACACCUCAAGGAGUGCAUGAAAUGGAGGAUACAGAAACACCACAUCUUUUUGACUGUAUAGAGCUCGAUCGACGAGGUCUUGCUCGUCCUUCCAUACCCCACGGUCCACGCGAAUUGCAUGCAACGAAAGCAAUGUUUACUUCUCAACCACUCAGUGGAGUUGCAGCAACACGAGCAGUCGUGCCUCUGCAGGAUAAAACAGUGGAUAAAUCACUUGACAAAUCAUCGCGACGUUAUACAUUAACACCUAAACGCUCAGGACCAACUUUUGCUGUCGAGACACGACGAACAUAUACAAUGACGAUGGGUGCAUUGCCUUCACCUGGUCAAUCACCAUCUUCAAUGAAUAUGCUUCCAAUAGGCUCAGAUGGGGAAGUAAUUCCAAUGCCUCCACGUGAGAAAGAUGGUAAGAUAAAAAAGAUUGUUGGCAGCGUCUUUGAUCGUUUAAGUCGUCAUAAAUCCCAACAAACACUAGCAACGACUGCUUCUUUUCAAGCUUCGCCUAUUCCAGCAAGUGGAUCAACGGGUAAUAUAACAGACGGUAGCCAAGAUGAAGAUGAGUCAAUCUGUGAUGGUUGUGGACGUAAACCACUUGUAAAUAUCAAAUGGAUCUGUCGAUCGUGUCGUCUAUUGAAUGGACAACAGUAUGAGCUUUGCGAAAAGUGCUACGGUCAAGGAAUUCAUGGAAAGGAACAAGAGGACGCACUCUUUGUGCGUGUUGAAGCUAUUGUCGUUCGAAAGUGUCCUCGACUUGGAAAUGAGACGGAAUUGCUUCAUUUACUGCGAAUGGGCGUUUGCAAGGCUAAUGUGAAGAAAUUUAGCUUUUGUCUCACGUGGAUCGCAGACUUGCUACAAUGUCAUCGUACAACGGAUCUACGCGCAAGGGCAUUAGAGAUUGCACACAUCCCUUCAACUGUUCGCAGUGAGUUUACGCGUCUACUUCGUGACCUUUUGAUGCGAUAUCGACCGGAUAUUGAGCUGAAAUCCGAGUGGGAACCAGCCGCUAGUGCUCAAUUCAAAAGUCUUGGGCCUGGAACGACAGGAAUGCGUGGAGAUGAAGUGCCAGAAGAAUUUGAUACGUUACGCAUUCGAGUGAAAGAUGCACCUGUGGCUACUACGGAACCACGAAUAGUGGAUCACAUUUGA
Messenger RNA from Plasmopara halstedii, 1884 nucleotides. RefSeq names its product Zinc finger, ZZ-type. The record is from RefSeq and is a predicted model, not a curated record. The transcript has a single exon. Bases 1 to 1884 code for a protein of 627 amino acids. Gene Ontology annotation, molecular function: zinc ion binding. NCBI's taxonomy places the organism in Eukaryota, Oomycota, Peronosporomycetes, Peronosporales, Peronosporaceae.